UUCGGCUGGCUGCUAUUAAAACCAAGAAGAAGAACUACAGACACGCAUGCGCACUUUGCUGACCUUCUGGGGUAAGCAAGUAAGCAUGGCAGCCCGGACACUGAUGAAAGGACUAUGGGGGCUACGGUACUCACGGGCUGCUACGAUCGGGUUUUCCUGUGGUGGACAACAUUAUACCACCGCAGCGUCCAUCAAACCACCUCAACUCCAAACUGACGAUGUUUCAGAAAAAAUUAUGAGCCUGCCACUCCAGAAGCCAGACUUUUUCCGUGUGUCUGAGCUCUUCUCGUUGAAAGACCUGUUCGACGCCAGAGUGCAUCUUGGUCAUAAAAAGGGCUGCAGGCACAGGCUUAUGGAGCCAUACCUUUAUGGCUGCCGUUUGGACCAUGAUAUAAUCGACCUCGACCAGACCGUGGAGCACCUUCAGCAAGCCCUGAACUUCACCGCCCACAUAGCGUACCGCGGAGGCAUCAUACUGUUCAUUAGCCGCCGGCGUCAAUUCGGCCACCUGGUGGAGAGCACCGCUAAGGACUGUGGAGAGUACGCCCAUACGCGGUACUGGCAGGGUGGCCUCCUUACCAACGCCCCCACCCAGUACGGCCCAGGAGUCCGCUUACCAGACCUCAUCAUCUUCCUCUCCACUCUCAACAAUGUGUUUCAGCCGCACGUGGCGAUCAGAGAUGCGGCCAAGAUGAACAUUCCCACGGUGGGUGUGGUGGACUCAAACUGCAACCCCAGCCUGGUGACGUACCCUGUGCCUGGGAAUGAUGACACUCCAGCUGCCAUGGAGCUGUACUGUCGCUUAUUUAAGAUGACCAUUAGCCGUGCCAAGGACAAAAGAAGACAGAUGGAGCUACUGCAUGGCCUGACGGCACCCUCCUCACCAAGCUCGUGACAUAACAUAUUCUUAUAAAAUAAAAGACAUUCAAUAACGCAGUUAAGAGUCAAGACUGUCUGCCGCUCCCCUUCAUCUUGCAUCUGCACUUGGAAAAGAUCCGAUGUUUGCGUUCAGGGCCGCAGUGCUGUCUUGUGUUACGGAUGAAUGUUGUGUGUAUGUCACUCAUUAAUGUAUCUUGUUUCUGUAACAUAUGGUCUUUCUCAUUUAAUAUUUUUCUUACAGUAUAUCUUUAAAGAUGCAUCGCAACUAUGUCCACAUUGUAACUGCCGUGCACCGCUGAUACAAGAAUUUUUACAUGGACUGCCAUAUUCUGACUUUUGACAAUCUCAUUUAGACAGGACUUUGUGUUACUGUUGCAUUCAUGUUCACGAUCCCAGGCUGUAGAACAUAACCCAAACUAAAAUCCUUUUCAUGACAA
This is a messenger RNA of Thunnus maccoyii (southern bluefin tuna), 1316 nucleotides long. It is a transcript of the gene mrps2, whose product is annotated as mitochondrial ribosomal protein S2. Gene Ontology annotation, molecular function: structural constituent of ribosome. NCBI's taxonomy places the organism in Eukaryota, Metazoa, Chordata, Actinopteri, Scombriformes, Scombridae. The coding region runs from base 47 to 895 and encodes 282 amino acids. Gene Ontology annotation, biological process: translation. The transcript is spliced from 4 exons. Gene Ontology annotation, cellular component: mitochondrial small ribosomal subunit; ribosome. The record is from RefSeq and is a predicted model, not a curated record.